Messenger RNA from Kickxella alabastrina, 1077 nucleotides. RefSeq lists its product as uncharacterized. NCBI's taxonomy places the organism in Eukaryota, Fungi, Kickxellomycota, Kickxellomycetes, Kickxellales, Kickxellaceae. The coding region runs from base 1 to 1077 and encodes 358 amino acids. The transcript has a single exon. The record is from RefSeq and is a predicted model, not a curated record.
AUGGAGUCACAGCUGAACGAGCUUAUCGACUUUUUGAAGAGCCCGCGGUCUGACGUCCGCCAGAUGGCCGCCAGCUACAUCGUUGGCUUCUCAAAGCCCGGCUCGGAGUACUUUGCCCUUCUCAAGGCCAACGCCGAAAGACUCGUGCGCCCGCUCUUGAUAAUCUGCCAUGAGACGCCUAUCGCCGCCAACAGUGCAAUGAGCACGCUGGUCAACCUGACUACCGACACUACAGUGUGCCGUCUGCUGGCCGACGAGGACUCCCUAUCAAUGAUUGUCACGCUGAUUACCGUUCCCUCAAGCAUGAUCGCCGACACUACGUGCAUGCUGCUGUCGAACCUGACCAAACUAGAUUCAAUUUGCCGCCUGCUGGACACUUUGAGUGUGAGCGAGGUGCCCGGCAUCUGCAACUCGCCAAAGGCCAUGGACCAACUCACCGAUGUGUUUGUCAAGGGUAUGGAUAAGCAGUACAACAGAAACGCGCAGUUCUCAUUUUUGGCCAGCGUCUUUGCCGACAUGACCAACUUUCCGUUUGGCCGUCGGUAUUUCCUUGAGCGCACGGCCUACGAUGGCAAGCUGCCCAUCACCAAAAUCAUGGUGUUCAGCGAGUACCCCGACAUCAUCCGCCGUGGCGGAGUGGACUCGACAAUGAAGAACGUGUGCUUUGAGAAGGACAUGCAUGGCAUCAUCUUGGAUCCCAAGGAAACCAACAUGUUGCCAUACAUCCUGCUGCCCCUGUGUGGUCCCGAGGAAUAUGAUAUGGACGAAAUGGAGAAUUUGCCCGAGGAGUGCCAGCUUUUGGGAGAGGAUAAGAAGAGGGAGACUGAUAAUAAGCUGCGCGCCUGCUUGUUGGAAGCUGUCAAUCUGCUGUGCACCACGCAUGCUGGUCGCGAGACCCUGCGCGCCAAGCAGGUCUAUCCCAUUCUGCGGGAAAUGCACAAGGUCGAGGCUGACGAGACAUGCUAUGAGCUCAAUGAGCGCGCUGUCCAGCUGCUGAUGCGCGAUGAGAGCAGGGAUACUAUUAUCGAUACUGUCGUUGAGGAUGUUGCUGGUGCUAAUGAGUUUGAAGAGAUUUAG